UAUGAAAUAUCUGAGAAUUUGACACAUGCUAAUAUGUAAAUGACCUUCAUUUACAUUAGCACAGAUUUCACAGAUUUUCUUAUUUCCUGAGUUUCUUUGCCUCACUCACUUGUUCUUGCCUGUGUCUCUGUUGCCCUCUGCUGGCCAUAUUAUGUGAUUCAGGUGCUGUAAUUUUGUAUUGAGUGUUGCCUGUUUUUGUCUCCACAGUAAGUUAAUUGCAAGAUGAGUACAGAAGACCAAAUUGCACCACUGUCUCCCAAGACAUCACCCUCCACACCAACCUUGACACCAUUUACGCAACGAAAAGAGAGUAACUCCUCAUCUGAAGGUAACAGACAGGACAGCUGGGAGUUGGUUGAGGACUUGCGCGGACUGACAGGAAAUAUUCAGAAGCCUGAGAAGCGGGAAGGUUUGCUGUUGAAAAAGAGAAAGUGGCCCAUGAAAGGCUGGCAUAAGAGAUAUUUCCUGCUUGAAAGGGGCAUCCUUACAUAUGCCAAGACCGGGACUGAUCUGAAGAAGGGGAGGUUACGAGGUCGCAUUGAUGUUGGUCUCUCUGUCAUGGCCAUGAAGAAGAAGUCAAUGUGUAUCGACCUGGACACAGAGGACAGUAUCUAUCACCUCAAGGCGAAGACUCGGGAUCUGUUUGAACAGUGGGUGACGCAACUACGCCAUCAUCGAAUGUUCCGUCAGAACGAGAUCGCCAUGGAACCUCCCGAGCGACAGCUGCAAUCUGACCCCACCUCCAACAGACGAGUAUUUACCCUCCUUAUACAGUCAUCAAUCACGAGUGUAGUAUAAAAGUCAGCCUUUAGACCCAACAUCCCUUCAAACAGGAUAAGAACCUCUAAAGCUGUAAGGAAGUUACAAUAAUAAGGAGAUCCACCGAUAUGCUGAAAUUUUGCC
Molecule: messenger RNA, 903 nt
Organism: Sinocyclocheilus grahami
Lineage: Eukaryota; Metazoa; Chordata; Actinopteri; Cypriniformes; Cyprinidae
Product: oxysterol-binding protein-related protein 3-like
Exons: 5
Coding region: 223-798 (191 amino acids)
Cellular component (GO): plasma membrane; nuclear membrane; perinuclear endoplasmic reticulum
Molecular function (GO): cholesterol binding
Source: RefSeq, a predicted model, not a curated record